Molecule: messenger RNA, 4946 nt
Organism: Calypte anna (Anna's hummingbird)
Lineage: Eukaryota; Metazoa; Chordata; Aves; Apodiformes; Trochilidae
Gene: PKP2
Product: plakophilin 2
Exons: 13
Coding region: 93-2594 (833 amino acids)
Biological process (GO): protein localization to plasma membrane; desmosome organization; heart development
Cellular component (GO): nucleus; intercalated disc; adherens junction
Molecular function (GO): molecular adaptor activity; intermediate filament binding; cadherin binding
Source: RefSeq, a predicted model, not a curated record
CAGCGCCUCAGCCCCAGCGCUGAGGAGCCGGCGGCGGCGGCAGAGGAGCAACAGGUUCCCGGCACGGAGCGGAACGGCGCCCGGCUGUGCCCAUGGCCGGCCGCGUCCCCGGCACCGAGCAGAGCUACAUCCGCACCGUGCUGGGACAGCAGAUCCUGGGGGAGCUGGACAGCUCCAGCCUGGCGCUGCCCUCCGAGGCCAGGCUUAAGCUCACGGGUGUCCGGGCCGGGGAGGAGAAGGCGCUGCGCAUCCAUCGGCAGGUCCAGCAAACGCUGGCCAGGAAGAGCCGGGGCUCGCUGCACAACGGCAGCUUGCACCGUGCAUCCAGUGUUCCAGAGCAUGUCUAUAACAUGGGGAUUACUGAAAAUGAUUUUGCACCAAGAUCUCCCUAUGGUUUCUCUUAUUAUCAGUCAAAUCAGUUGGCCUCACCAUCCUCUUAUACGAAUGGCUGGGGGUCGAGGAUUAGUUACAAGACAGUGGAAGAGAGAGCUCAAAGACAGCCUCUGAAGAGACUUGAGGUUUCACCCCAACGAGAUCCUGAACGAUUGGCAUAUGUGCCCAGUGAUUUUCACUAUGAUGGAGGCAUUUCAACUGGAUUCUCCAUAAGACAUGGAGAUAGCAGGAGAUCCAUUGGGACCGUCCCACCGAGAUACGCUCGCUCUGAGAUUGUUGGCUACACUCUUCGUGAUUCAGUGAACAGGGGACGGUCUUUUAAAAGACAAUCCCACAUGGGGGCUAUGAAUGAUCCUCUCUUUGAUGGUGUCUACCCCAGCCCUUCUGUACCUCUCUACUAUCAAGCAGGCAACAGUCGCAGUAUGACCAACCUUUUGGAGAAAGAGAACUACCUGACGUCGGGUAGUGCAAUGGGACAAGUGAGAUCACCGGUUUCUUCCCGUGUGGGGUCUCAGAACAGGCAAUCUUUAAGGUCCAGCUGGUACCAGACUACUUUCAGAAACACACAGAACAGGAGGGAAGCUUCCCAACCAGCUUCAGUUGCCAGCAUCGCUACGGAAACAGAUGGGAAGAGGAUGCCACUGACAGCUGCCAUGGCAGCAGCAGGGAUGAACGGUUACCUGCAGAGUGAACAAGUCACUAUGAAUGGAUCUCAUCUAGGGAGCCCAGAAGUGGAGAUGACUCUGGAGCGGGCAGUGUGCAUACUGAAGAGUGAAAACACACAGUCCACACCUAGGAUUCUUGCUGCUGUGACUUUCAUACAGCAUGAGUGCUUCCAGAAAGCAGAUGCCAGAAGAAAAGUUUUCUCACUUGGUGGUAUCACUAGACUUCUACAGCUUCUUGACGUUCAGAAUGAGGACAUCCAGCGAGCAGCAUGUGGGGCUCUGAGAAAUUUGGUGUAUGAGGAUAAUGACAACAAACUGGAAGUGUCAGAGCAGAAAGGGAUCCCACUCUUGCUCCGCCUACUCCGCCACACCAGGGAUUUAGAGACUAAAAAGCAAAUAACAGGUUUGUUGUGGAAUUUGUCUUCCAAUGACCAGCUGAAGCACCUGUUGAUUAGAGAAGCCCUGCAGACAAUGACUGAAGCUGUUCUCAUCCCUUACUCAGGCUGGCCAGAUCGAGAUUACCCAAAGUCAAGUGUUCUACCUGACCCUGAUAUCUUCUAUAAUGCCACAGGAUGCUUAAGAAACAUGAGCUCAGCCGGCCCAGAAGGAAGGAAAAAGAUGAGAGAAUGCAAUGGCCUGAUUGAUUCUCUUGUGUAUUAUAUUCAAGGAACUAUUGCAGACCACGAGCCUAAUGACAAGGCUACAGAGAACUGUGUGUGCAUUCUUCACAAUCUUUCCUACCAGCUAGAGACAGAGCUCCCUGAGAGCUAUGCCCAGAGCAUAUACAUGCAAAGAAGAAAUAUUUCUAGCAAUGAAAAAACACCAGGCUGUUUUGGAACACGGAGCAGAAAAGUGAAAGAGAAACAGCAGGACAUCCCUCUACCUGAGGAAAAGAGCAGUCCCAGAGGGGUUGAAUCACUCUGGCAUUCCACACUGAUUAGGAUAUAUAUCUCCUUAAUAGCAAAGAGUACCAGAAACUAUACCCAGGAAGCAUCCCUGGGAGCUCUUCAGAAUCUCACAGCCGGCACUGGACCAAUGCCACUUGCGGUGGCCCAGACUGUUGUUCAGAAGGCAAAUGGCCUUCCAAUUAUUCGGACUAUGCUGCAUGUAAGCCACCCGACAGUAAAGAAGACAGCAGUCUCACUGCUUAGGAAUUUGUCUCGUAACACCUCUCUGCAAAGUGAUAUAGCUAGAGAAGUUUUGCCUGAUUUGGUCUUGGUACUUCCUGAGUCUGUCCCAGGCUCUGAUAUUGUCUGUGAAACCACAGCAUCCAUCUGCUACACCUUAUACAAUUUGACUCAGAGCAGUUCACACAAUGCACGGCUUCUCCUGAGUGCCAAUGGCCUCCCAAAGAUUAUUACCAUCAGCAUGAAUGACAGUAGUAUGUUCAGCAAGGCUAGUCGGGCUGCUUCAGUCCUCCUCUACUCCUUGUGGUCACAUACCGACCUCCACAGUGUCUACAAAAAGGCUGACUACAAGAAGGCAGAUUUCAUCAAUACCCGGACCACAAAAGCUUAUAACUCACUAAGAGACUGAAUAAGAGCUUAAAACCACUGAAGAAAAAGGAGAUCAUAUGACAAAUAAUGUAGAUAUCUUCACGUGGUUGGUGUUGCCAUCAUGAACCGGGAAGUCUCUUGGAAAAAAAAACCAGGCUGAUUUUAUAUAGGACUUGAGUGACCAGAGGAUAGUUGGGUUUGUGUUUUUAAUUGUAAUUCACCUUGUUGUCACUGUAUAUAUCAAUUUAAGAAGCUUAUAUCAAUAUAAGAAUAACCAAAGAUGGAUUCUUCAGUAUGUCUGAAAUGCAGUUUCAUCCAGAUUGAGCACUAGUUAGAGCUUCAGAUGACUGCCUUUAGUCUAACAGUCAUUUAGGUUUGAAAUGCUGAUUGGCAGCAAAUUAUUUUCAGUCUGUUUUAUACAAAUAGUUUUCUACAGUGGGUAAGCAUCGAGUGCACUGCUCAGGACACAGAAUUUUUUCACCCUUUUGUUUAUUCCCACACGUUAAAUAGGAGUCUCCAGGCUCUGUGAGUAUACACAAGAAGCUGUUUCACUACCUGCAUUAUAAAAGCACCAAUGAAGUUAAAAUCAUUAUUUUUGUAUUGCUUGUAUUCAUGUGCUCACUGUUUCUUAGCCUGUUUUCUUUGAGAUUUGACUAGCAACAAAACUGAUUUUGCAUAGGUCUUAUCCCUUUCUCCUUCCAUCUUCCCUCUAAUGGCUGUAGGAAUUUAUAAGUGGGUCCAGAAAGGGUUUUAACUAGAACCAUUAUGUUUCAUACACUUGGGGCUGAACUUAGACCCACCAUUCAGACCCAUCAUUCUUUGCUAAUUGGUGGAAGAGUUUUUUUCUGGUGAUUAUGGGACUGUUUUAAGAAAACUGCAUUUUCAAAAUUACUCUGUUGAUUGUAUAUAGUAAAGGAAAUGCAGUCUUGCCUUUAUUUUUGGAGUAAUAGAUAUGCACACACAAGAGGUUAGACCUCGUGCAGCUUGAGGAAUUCAUCUGAUUCUGCUUCAUUACUUGGACUCAUCAUCUUCCCUACAGCAGUCACAUGCAAUGUGAUAACUAACAGGAGAAGAAAAAUUCCUAAGCACCUAAAGGCUCUUCCCAUUGUAUGAAACUCAGAGAGGGAAAAGAACACUGAAAAACUCCACCUGAUACCUUUAGCAAAGUGAGAUUUAUCUCAACAAACCAGUAGUUAAACUGUCCAUGAAACCAAUAGGCCAUUCAUAUAUAAAGCUCUGUGGCUGGCAAGAUGUGGGAUCAUUCUUCUGAAAUCUGGAGAACUAAACUACAUUUUUUGGCAAACAAGAUUUUGGCACAUGUGCUUUCAAGCCUUCCUGCACAAAUGGAUCCCAUGCUGUACCCUUUCGCUGGACUGCUGGCACAGGAGCUAUUACAGCUCUUCUUGUACAGAAGGAGAUGCAUAAUCCUUCAAGCAGGAACCUCACAGAGGAGAAAACCAGACUUCUUCAUCUCAACACUCCUGACCAAAGGUCUAGCUCCUACCAGAAAUUUACAACCAGCAGAUUGUGACAUCUUACUGUGUCCAAACCCAUUCCUGGAUCUCGGGGAGCAAAAUUCUGCUGGUAGAUGCACAUAGUUAUCAUAGGGUUCCCAGAAAGUCCCACACAUCCACACAGAAUAGAAUGCAUCCUGGAGAGUUAAGCAAACAACCCUGCUUUCCCAUCACAGAUCGUUUUCAUAGGUCUGUUAGUCCUCCACAUUUGCUUUGAAUAACUCAAGUCAAAUGCAUUCCAGUAAGAGGUUUUAAAAAUACUAUUGUUUUUUUAAGAGAUCUCUUUCAAAAUACUCCAGGUCCAAAAACAACACAUGGGAAGGGAACUUAACAGCACCACAUGUGGAGGUAAUUGUUUUUAGAAUUUUUUUAAAAUACAAUAGAAAACAGACAAUUAAAAUCUAACUCUUACUUCUACACUUGUCCACUCAAGUAACUCUGUGUAUGCCAUGAAUGAGUAAACACCAAGAAACCUGGAGGAAUCUACCUUUACCACCUGAAACGUAGUGGUUGGCAAAAUUAAUAUACAAAGGAUAAACCUAAACACAGAGUAGCACGGGCUUGAAGAACUGCAGUCUGAAGAUCAGGAAGAGAUCUCUCAUAAAUAUUCAAGCACUGGUUUAGUUCUGUGAAACUCACAUGUUUGAGUUUGGUGCUUUUUAUAUUAAAAAAAAAAAAAAAAAUUAACUCUCAGUAAGAUGUCCUUAAGAAAAGGUUGCAAGCUUUUGGGGUUGUUUUUAUUGGACAGUGUCCCUUUAAAAUCAAAGCAGUGUUCAAAAGUCAUAAAGAAGAUUAUCAGACCUGACGACAACUGAAAGCCAUAAACGGGGAUGGGAUAAGAAACAAAGACACACCUUAUUACAACUGAUCUCCUACUU